AAAAUGUUGACGACAACGUAGGUUUAAGGAGGGUUUAAUGGCGGCCACAUUGGCUCUCUUCCCCAUUCUCCCACUAUUUUGAGAUCCUUACCUUCGCUCCUUCCCUUUUCUCUUUGAAUUCCUCGUCUUCAAGCUUGUUUGCUCAGUUUCUCAUUUCCUGAAAGUAUUUCGGAGAAGCUGCGUUUGUGAACCAUCAUAUUUUCAUCUUCUCCAUAUCCAUCAACAGCCUUCUGGAUUGCUUGAACUCGUUGUUUCAGGAAUUGGGAAUCCCUGGAACCAAAGAAUGUGGAGAAACAUUGUCAAAAGAAUUGCUUCAAGGAAGACUACGUUCUUCUCCGAGUUGUCGUCUUCUAUUAGAUCUUCCAGGACGCUCGAAAGCUUGAACACAUGUUGCCAAUCAGCGGUUUCUCGUAGAAUCAGCUUUCUCCAUCCCCACAAAGUUGGAUUUACGAACUCCAGUUUCCCACAUUCAAGCAAUCCGGUAGCUUUUUAUGGGGUUCUAAACCAUGCCAACGGCUACGCUACUGCUGCUGAGGCAGCCAUAUCCGAGGAGGAUUUAUCGGGCUCCGAAGAAAUUCAGGAAUUGCUGGAAGAGCUAAGCAAGCAAGAGAAGAUCGAGUCUCACUUUAAGCAGCCCAAGAAUAUGGUCGAUGGAGUGGGGGUAACCAAGUACAAUACGCUACGGAAGAGACAGAUAAAGAUGGAGACAGAAGCGUGGGAAGAGGCUGCUAGAGAAUACCAAGAACUUUUAAAGGAUAUGUGUGAGCAGAAGCUGGUGCCCAAUUUACCUUACAUGAAGUCUUUAUUCCUUGGUUGGUUCGAACCUUUGCGUGAUGCAAUUGCUGCGGACCAAGAAUUUUGCAAGGAUAAGAAGAGUAGAGUGUCUCAUGCUCCUUAUUUUGAUCUUCUACCGGCAGAUAUGAUGGCAGUGGUUACAAUGCAUAAGUUAAUGGGGUUGCUGAUGAGUAGCACUGUAGGAAAUGGUGGUGUCAGGGUAGUCCAAGCUGCUUGUCAGAUAGGAGAAGCAAUUGAACAAGAGGUUAGAAUACACAAAUUCCUUGAGAAGACAAAGAAGAACAGUAAUGGAAAAAUUAUUGAAGAAGAAACUGAGCCGCAACAGGAGAACCUAGCAAAAGAUCAAGACAGAUUGAGGAAAAAAGUCACCAAACUGAUAAAACAACAGAAGUUACAGCAAGUGAAGAUGAUAGUCAAGGAGCAUGAUGAUUUAAAGCCUUGGGGCCAGGAUGCUCAUGUGAAGGUAGGUUGCCGUUUGAUUCAGUUGUUGAUGGAAACAGCUUACAUUCAACCUCCAGUUGAUCAGUUAGGAGCAGGUCCACCUGAUAUUCGCCCCGCAUUUGUCCAUACUCUUAAAAACGUCACACAAGGAGGACAGAAGACUAGCAAGAGAUAUGGUGUUAUUGAAUGUGAUCCACUUGUUCGCAAAGGUCUGGAGAAAACUGCUAGACACAUCGUCAUUCCGUAUAUGCCUAUGCUGGUGCCUCCUCUUAAUUGGACAGGAUAUGACAAAGGGGCAUACUUAUGCCUACCAUCAUAUGUUAUGCGAAUACAUGGGGCAAAACAGCAACGUGAAGCAGUUAAAAGGGCCCCGAGAAAGCAAUUAGAGCCUGUUUUUGAGGCACUUGAUACACUUGGAAGAACCAAAUGGAGGGUGAAUAAAAGAGUUCUUAGCAUUAUCGACAGGAUAUGGGCUAAUGGUGGUCGUCUUGCUGACUUGGUUGACCAUGAAGAUGUUCCUCUGCCAGAGGAGCCAAGCGUGGAAGAUGAAGCAGAAAUUCGGAAAUGGAAGUGGAAAGUCAAGGCUGUGAAAAAGGAGAAUAGUGAGAGGCAUUCACAGCGGUGUGAAACAGAGGUUAAGCUUGUGGUGGCCAGGAAAAUGAAAGAGGAGGACGGCUUUUACUAUCCUCACAACCUAGAUUUUCGAGGUCGUGCAUAUCCCAUGCAUCCAUAUUUGAAUCAUCUUGGUUCUGAUUUGUGUCGAGGAAUUCUAGAAUUUGCAGAGGGACGACCUCUUGGAGAGUCAGGGUUACGUUGGUUAAAGAUACAUUUAGCAAAUCUGUAUGGUGGUGGUGUGGAUAAGUUAUCUUUUAAGGAUCGAGUAUCAUUUACCGAGAACCAUUUGGAUGAGAUUUUUGAUUCUGCAGACAGGCCUCUUGAAGGAAACCGUUGGUGGUUGGGUGCAGAGGAUCCUUUUCAGUGCUUAGCAGUGUGUAUUAAUCUGUCAGAGGCAUUAAGAAGUCCCUCGCCAGAAACAACUAUUUCCCAUAUGCCUGUACAUCAGGAUGGUUCCUGCAAUGGCUUGCAACACUACGCAGCUCUUGGGAGGGACAAGUUGGGAGCAGAAGCCGUUAACCUUGUAGCAGGUGAUAAGCCCGCAGAUGUGUACUCGGAAAUUGCUUCCAGAGUUCUUGACAUAAUGCGAAGUGACGCAGAGAAAGAUCCUGCUAGUAAUCCAUUUGCGUUGCAUGCUAGAUUCUUAAUCAAUCAGGUGGAUCGUAAACUGGUGAAGCAAACAGUCAUGACAUCAGUGUAUGGUGUUACUUAUAUUGGUGCCCGAGAUCAGAUUAAAAGAAGGUUGAAAGAACGAGCAUCCAUUGCUGAUGAUGAUGAUGCACAGUUAUUUGGGGCUUCUUGCUAUGCAGCUAAAACUACCUUGACUGCUUUGGGGGAAAUGUUUGAAGCAGCAAGAAGUAUCAUGAGCUGGCUUGGUGAAUGUGCAAAGGUAAUAGCUUCAGAAAAUCAGCCAGUUCGAUGGACCACUCCUCUUGGACUACCAGUGGUGCAACCUUACCGGCAACUAGGAAGACAACUUAUCAAGACGUCCUUGCAAGUGUUGACUCUACAACGAGAAACUGACAAGGUCAUGGCUAAACGUCAGAAAACAGCAUUUCCUCCAAAUUUUGUACAUUCCCUCGAUGGUUCUCAUAUGAUGAUGACUGCAGUCGCCUGCAAAAGAGCAGGCCUAAACUUUGCAGGAGUCCAUGAUUCAUAUUGGACCCAUGCAUGCGAUGUUGAUGAGAUGAACAGAAUACUUAGGGAAAAGUUUGUUGAGCUAUAUGAGGCCCCUAUUCUGGAGAAUUUAUUGGAGAACUUCCAAAAGUCCUUCCCCACGUUAAAAUUUCCUCCCUUGCCUGAUCGGGGAGACUUCGAUCUCAAAGAUGUUCUGCAGUCUCCCUAUUUCUUCAAUUAGUUCAAUCUAAGAAUGAUUCAGUUGGAUGCUCUCUUAUUUGCUAUGUCUGUGGUUAACAUCAGACCUAUGGAAUGGUAGUAAUCUGCGAUUUAUUGAAAUCAGCCUCUGGAGGCAAGUAAAGUUUGCUUCUUGAACGAGACAAGCAUGGCCUGGGGUCAAACUGGUCAAGGUCAGUGCUGUGCUGAUACUUGUACAUAUACUUCAGAUUUUGGUAUUCUAUACACAUAUCUUGGAACUUGGAAGUUCAUCUGCUUUUCACACAUUCACUCAGACUUGAGAUAAUAACGAAAAUGCUGCAUUUGGGAGGGAGCUACAGAGUUUCUACCCUCAUGGUGCUCUGAUUCUGACGAAAGCUCGGAUACACUGCACCCAAUCAGGGAUUCAGCAAUGCUGACAGACAUGGCUUUCAAAGUGAUAGACAAAGGAAGACCUUGGCCCAAGCUCUUGUUAAUUUGAAGAGGAGAGAUUCAUGGUCAUCCUAUUCCAUGGUUUCGGAUUCCUGGAAACUCACAGACGACACUUCCAAAGAUCAGCUGGAGUAUUGUCAUGUAGUUUCAAGUGUAAUCAUAAUUUUUAGUUAUUACAUAUUAUUUGUGUAAAGUUCGAGGAAAGUUUUGCUGUGGGGCCUCUUUUUGGUUUCUGUGUUUUAAAUAAUUUAUUCAUUCACUGUUCGAACGAAGAAAUAUAGUAUCUACUUUCGUUGGGGUCAAAA
Molecule: messenger RNA, 3920 nt
Organism: Benincasa hispida (wax gourd)
Lineage: Eukaryota; Viridiplantae; Streptophyta; Magnoliopsida; Cucurbitales; Cucurbitaceae
Gene: MGP3
Product: male gametophyte defective 3
Biological process (GO): mitochondrial transcription
Cellular component (GO): mitochondrial DNA-directed RNA polymerase complex
Molecular function (GO): DNA-directed RNA polymerase activity; DNA binding
Source: RefSeq, a predicted model, not a curated record